GUACCCGGGAAGGGGCGGGUCGGGAAGGUGACACGUCAGGCGGUUGCUGGGAGCUGGUAUUAGAGGAGGAGGAAGAGGAGUGAAUGGAACACGGGGACCGGUCUCUGGGACGUGCGGAGAUAGCAGAGGGUGCUCCUGACCCACACUGUGCCUCCGUGGGAAGCUGCUGAGGGACGUACGGGAGAGAGAGAGAGGAGCCCUGACCCACAUCCUUGCCUUCACCCGCUGCAGCCCAAUCAUCUCUACCCUCCUCUGCUACUACACCUCUGCUGUCCUCUGUUACUGCAUCCUUAUACUCCCCUGCUACUAUAUAUAUCCAUACUACUUUCUGGUACUACAUACUUAUCCCACCUGCUACUGUACAUCCCUAGUACUCUCUGCUACUAUAUAUUCCUACUAAUCUCUGCUACUACAUACUCAACUGCUACUAUACAUCCCUACUACUCUCUGCUACUACAUACUCAACUGCUACUAUACAUCCCUACUACUCUCUUCUACUACAUACUUAUCCUCCCCUGCUACUGUAUCCUUAUACUCAUCUGCUACUAUCCAUCCUUACUACUCUCUGCUACUACAUACUUAUACUCAUCUGCUACUACAUCAUUAUCCUCAACCACUACAUUGCUGAUAUGCUCUGCUGCUACUAGAUCCUUAUCCUGCACUACAUCCUUGGUAUCCCCUGCUGCUGCUACUAUUGCUAUAUUCACCACUAAAACAUCACUGUCACCAUUCACAUUUCUAUUCUUUACUGCAUCUUUAUCUUUCUGCUAUUAAUAGGUCUCUUAUCCUCCACCACUACAUUCCUUCAAUCCUCUGCUGCUGCAUACCAAAGUACUUCUCUUCUGCUACUACUACAACAUCCCUAUCCUUUCUGCUACUACAUCCCUGUCCUCUACAUUCUGUUCUCUUCAUUUACUUUCUCAUACUUAUCCUUUACUCGUCCUUGCUGGCUUCCCAGACUGGUGAUGACCUGGGCGCAGUGACUGUGGAAGUGAAGCCUGCAGACUUGUGGGCCGGUGCCCUUGAUGCUGGUUGGUGACUCCUGGUAUAGGUGGAAAUGAGACUGUCCAUGGUCCUGUCCUUGCUGCGGCCUGUGGGCCCUGUGGUGGUUGGCAUAUCUUUGGGCUUCACGCUCAGCCUGCUCAGUGUAACCUGGGUGGAAGAGCCCUGUGGUAGUGGGCCAAGACUACCUGGGAGUGCUGGGGUGCUCACUGACUCCGGGCAUGAUUUAAGUGUUGCGAGGAAACCCAAUUCGGUGGCUGCUGGGAUCGACACCAAUGAAAACUUUGAGCCCAAGAUCAUCCCCUACACCCCACCAGACCCCCAGAAAGUGCAGAAGAAACCAGUCCGAUCUCGGUAUAUAAGCACAGAACUCGGCAUCAGAGAGCGGCUCUUUGUUGGGGUCCUGACAUCGAAGACCACCUUGAAUACCCUGGCAGUUGCAGUGAAUCGGACCUUAGGACAUCGGCUUGAGAAAUUGGUCUACUUCACAGGGAUGCGUGGCCGCAAACUUCCUCAUGGCAUGACUGUGGUGACCCAUGGAGAUGAUCGACCCAUCUGGAACAUGUACCAGACUGUGAAGCAUUUGCUGGAUCACUAUGUGCAGGAAUUUGACUGGUUCUACCUGGUGCAGGAUGACACCUACACAGAAGCUCAUCGGAUUUCCAGACUCGCAGCUCACCUUAGCAUAGAUGCUGAUCUCUAUCUGGGUCGGCCCGAGGAGUUCAUUGGAGGUGACACUGAGGGAAGAUACUGCUAUGGCGGUUUUGGUUACUUGCUUUCUCGGAGCCUUUUGAAAAAGCUGCAGCCACACUUGGAAAACUGCCGUAAUGACAUUCUUAGCGCCAGGCCUGAUGAGUGGUUGGGGCGAUGCAUCAUCGAUUACACACACGUUAACUGCGUGGAGGAGCAUGAGGGAGUACGAUACCGUUACUUUGAACUGGGAAAGAAUGCUGACCCUGAAAGAGAAAGUGACCCCCAUUUUAAGAUUGCCUUCACAGCCCACCCAGUUCUGGACCCUGUGCAGAUGUAUCGUCUUCACAAGCACUUCGCCCAGCUCGAGUUGGAGAAGACCUACCAGGAAAUUGAACAGCUGCAGCGGGAGAUCCAGAAUACAAGCAGCCUUUCUGUGGAGGGAGAACAAUCUGCCGCAUGGCCCCUGGGGAUCAACUCUCCUUUUCAGCCCCGUACACGAUUUGAAGUUCUGCGGUGGGACUAUUUUACGGAGGACCACACUUUCUCUUGCAUUGACGACUCUCCAAAGUGUGAGUUAAUUGGGAGUGACUUGGCUGAUGUGACCGAUGUCAUUAGCACAGCAGUUGAUGAGUUAAACCGCAAGUAUCAGCCUGUGUUGCAUGUGCGCAAACAGCAGCUCCUGAAUGGAUACCGCCGUUUUGACCCUACCCGGGGCAUGGAGUACACAUUGGACCUCCAGCUUGAGUUGGUGACUCAAAAAGGCCACAGUCGUUCUAUAACUAAGCGCGUCCACCUGGUCCGUCCACUUAGCGAAGUGGAAAUCAUCCCUAUGCCGUAUGUGACAGAGGCCAGCCGCAUCAACAUCAUCCUACCCCUGACUGCACAGGACCGAGAACAUACUUCACGCUUUCUCCAAGCCUUCACAGAUAUCCAGGGCAACGAGAACUCCCUUCUCACUCUGCUUUUCAUUUAUGAUCCAUUCCAAGCUCAGCAGGUCAGCCAAAAUGAUAUCUUUGCACAGGUCAAGAGCCAAAUUUCAGAGUUAGAGCGGAAGUAUCAUGACAUAAAGAUUCCAUGGAUCAGUGUGAAGACUGAUGCGCCCUCUCAAAUCCGACUUAUGGAUAUUAUCUCCAAAAAGCACCCGGUAGACACUUUGUUUUUCCUGGCAGGUGUAGGUAGCCGGGUCAGCACAGAAUUUCUUAACCGUUGCCGCAUGAACACCAUAAACAACUGGCAGGUCUUCUUCCCCAUCCACUUCCAAGGUUACAAACCUGAGGUGUCUGAACAUGGACAACAACCUCCCUUGGCAACCCUGGAACUAGUGCGAGAUGCUGGACGAUUUGACAGAGAUGUAUUUGAUGAAGCCUGCUUCUAUAAUGCCGACUACAUGGCAGCACGCACAAAGAUGGCAGCCGAUGCUCAGGAAAAUGAGGAAAUCUUGGAGAUGCUAGACAUAUAUGAGAUGUUUAUUCGUUACUCUGGGCUCCACGUCUUUCGGGCUGUGGAGCCAGCGCUUCUACAGCAGUACCGCCCACGGUCUUGUAACCCACGUCUCAGCGAGGAAAUUUAUCACCGUUGUGUGCAGAGCAAUCUGGAAGGACUGGGCUCUCGUUCCCAGCUGGCCAUGCUGUUGUUUGAACAGGAACAGGGGAAUAGCACCUGACCAGGACCUUGAAACAGACUCGGCAUGGCCAAGGGGCCUUGGAGAGACCUCGGAUUGCUCUAUCCUUACAAGGACACUGAUAUGUGUGCUAGUAACAGAACUUUACUUACACUCCAAACUUCUCCUGUUACAGCAAAAGUUCUGUAUGUGAUCUUGACAUAAGAGACCACUCUAUAGACUAAGAAUCUUUAAAGUUGGACGUGAGGGGACUUCCCCUUCAACUAGAACUGCUAGCAGCCUUGUUUGUCCCACUCUGCCAUCAUUGCUGCACCUGAUACCUGCUCAAACUCUGAAGGACAUGAGACUUCUACCCAGGAAUGUGGUGUACUCUGCGCCCAUGUUCUUUCAUUUGUACAAAGAAGACAUUCACCGGAAUAGUACACUUGACUAUAGUUCCCAAAAAAGUCAGACCCUUGUGAACGUUUUAAUUAAUCUCUGUGGUCCAUCUUUGUUUGUAGAAGACUUAUUUUAUGUAGACUUUAAGAAAUAGCACCAUGCAGUCAUGUGUGGCACAAGCCCGGCUUGUAGCUUAUUUGAUCACAUAAUUUGCGCUGAUGCUGCCUCCAGUGAGAUUGACACCUUACAAAUUGCUUUGUCCUAUGUGUGUUGGUCUGCUUGACAUAUGUCCUGACGCCUGUCUGGUUUUUUUUUUUUCCAGUUUAUAUAUUUUUGUCUUUGACUCCGCUACACUCCCCAACUCAAAUUCACUCCAAACAUUAUUAGUUUGUCUUAAUUAUUAUUAGUACUUUAUAUGGGCGGUUUUUUUUUUUUUGGUUUUUUUUUAUAAUGGUUAUGUACGUUCCUCAGACAGAUGCAGCCACCAGGUCACAAGAAGGUCUCCUGCCUAAUACAGUCUGUAGUUUUAUUGCUCAUGGAUGAAUGUAGCCUUUAAACACUUCCACUGCCCAUUACCGACUAGCCGAAUUACAUUGAUGUGUCGGACAAAUCCUCAAUCCUUUGUUCCAUGGUUUCCUCCUCAACCCCUAUGUGUAUAUUUAUGUGUGUGUCGCCCGAUGUGUUCUAUUUUAAAUGGACUUGAAACUGCUUUUUGUAUUCCACCUCACUUUACCAUGAAGAGGUUAAUCUGAAACUGACUAUUGAUUUUUACACUGGGGACGGAGGAGGUGCAUGCGAGUUACUAUAAUUGGGGAAAUAGUUAUUAUGGAAACUUUUUUUUUUUUUUUGUACAAUGAACACCGCAGGCGCCUCCUUGAAAGCAAUCAUUUUUAUAUUAUAAAUCUAUUUAAUAUUUUGGGGGUUUUGUCAUUGAUUUAAAUAAACGACUUUAAUAAAAAUGCAA
Molecule: messenger RNA, 4658 nt
Organism: Pseudophryne corroboree (corroboree frog)
Lineage: Eukaryota; Metazoa; Chordata; Amphibia; Anura; Myobatrachidae
Gene: CHPF
Product: chondroitin polymerizing factor
Exons: 4
Coding region: 1058-3358 (766 amino acids)
Cellular component (GO): Golgi cisterna membrane
Molecular function (GO): glucuronosyl-N-acetylgalactosaminyl-proteoglycan 4-beta-N-acetylgalactosaminyltransferase activity
Source: RefSeq, a predicted model, not a curated record